Molecule: messenger RNA, 828 nt
Organism: Cladophialophora immunda
Lineage: Eukaryota; Fungi; Ascomycota; Eurotiomycetes; Chaetothyriales; Herpotrichiellaceae
Exons: 4
Coding region: 1-828 (275 amino acids)
Source: RefSeq, a predicted model, not a curated record
AUGGUAUUUGAGCAGGGAGGGUGCAGGAUUGGGUGCACGAUGGCUCUAUCAAGGCUGGUCCUUUUCACCUCUCUCCUCUCCGCCUGGACUUCGGCCGUCCCCCUCACAAAACGCGCCACCGAUGUGGUACAAGGAAAACUCGGUAGUGACGGGUUCUGGAAUGACUACGACGGUGGUCAGAAUAGUUACACACAAUACACAGGGAACGGUUCGAUAGCAUCUGGAUGGCCGUCGAGCCUGUCGUGGAUAUCCUUCAACGACAUGUGGACCGCCAACCAGAAGACCAUCUCCCGAAGCUGCAACAACCUCUACAAUCAGCCCAACAAUUCGGACCAAGAAAUCCAAGAUCUCUAUGAUGCCAUUAAACAGAUCUCACAGCAGACGCGGGUAGAUCACAGGUUCAUCUUGGCCGCAGUAAUGCAGGAGACAGGAGGAUGUGUGCGUGCCAAGACGACCGUCUCGCCAGAUGGCACCGUGAGGAACCCGGGACUCCUGCAAUCUUUCAGGGGCACUCACUCUUGCAAUGACAAUGGCAAAGUGCAGAAUCCGUGCCCGAAGGACCAGAUUUUGGGCAUGAUCUCGGAUGGAGUUGCUGGCACGGCUAGUGGCCACGGAUACGCAUCUGACAUCAACGCUCAAGCCGACGUUGCCGACAUCGACUACGCGGAGGGCUACUAUCGAGGGGCACGACUGUACAACUCGGGCGCGAUUGACGCGUCAGGAGAUCUGGGUAAGGGUUCAGCCACGCAUUGCUACGCCAGUGAUAUCGCCAACAGGCUGACGGGGUGGACGGACGCCCCAUCGGCAUGUACGCUGGACGACAACUAA